Pseudovirgaria hyperparasitica is the source of this 3108-nucleotide messenger RNA. Its product is annotated as EXS-domain-containing protein. The transcript is spliced from 7 exons. Gene Ontology annotation, biological process: cellular response to phosphate starvation; phosphate ion transport. NCBI's taxonomy places the organism in Eukaryota, Fungi, Ascomycota, Dothideomycetes, Acrospermales, Acrospermaceae. Gene Ontology annotation, molecular function: inositol hexakisphosphate binding. Bases 1 to 3108 code for a protein of 1035 amino acids. The record is from RefSeq and is a predicted model, not a curated record. Gene Ontology annotation, cellular component: Golgi apparatus; plasma membrane; cytoplasm.
AUGAAAUUCGCAAAAGAGCUCGAUCGAGAUGCCGUGCCCGAAUGGCGCUCGACGUACCUCAAUUACAAAAAAGGAAAGAAGCUCUUGAAGGCCAUAACAAGAGCCCAGCAUGCUGCUGGAACAACCAGAAGUGGAUCUAUCCGUCAGCGUGGAACCUAUCGCUCAUCUUCCACUGGUGCUGCCACUGCGGAGGGCUUUGUAACAGAUAAUGCUCAUCUUUCUCAGACAUCUGGUACAUCUCUGCCAGAAGAUGCGAAUGGCUCCACGCCAUCACGACGAAGAGUAGCGCACUCCGAACCUAUCAACGUCACAGCAUCGACCGAUCGUACUGAUCAUCCACCCCGCUCACACACAGACGAGACGUAUGACCGCUCGCGAAACAUACCAUUUACCAAUGCAACGUCCGAGAGGCGUGAUCAUACUAUCAGACGGCCAUCAAGGGAUAGACUCGGCGAGCCUUUGCAUCCAGAAAGAGUUCCGCUGAAUCCAGAUCGUAAUAUGCAACGGGGUUUGCGAAGGUAUGGCAGCAUCAUCGGAAGUCCAUCAGACGGUGAUCCAUUCACCCCUGAACGAUACCUCUCGCAGUACGACUGUGGAAAGCCUGAAAGCAUAGCUUUGCCUGAUCCAGCCUUGGACCCUAACCAGGUCUCGCCUCACCUAGACCCUCUGAAACCUACCAUUUCACGCAGUGAUCGACGCGCAUCUUUCUCCCUGGCUUCAUACUCUUCCGGGAGAAACGCAUACGAAGUUGGCAAAACUAAGGCUCUUCAUCCACAGCAUGGUCAUCUUCCCAGCAGGUAUCGUACGCUCUUGACGCCAACGCGAACUAUCUCGUCUCCUCAUACUACUGACAACGACCGGCCUCUUUUUAAGCGUGUAUUGUCAAUUGGGACCCGUGCAACUUCGCAGAUGAAUGAUGGGACCGACGUAUCUCUCAGAAACUACCGUGAAAUGGAGCUCCGUGAGAGCGAGUUCUUCAGGUUUCUCGACCUUGAAGUUGAGAAAGUCGAGAAGUUCUACAAUGAUCGUGAGAGAGACGCUACAGCCCGACUUGAUCUCCUCCGAGAACAACUGCAUAUGAUGAGAGAAUUGCGAAUUCGAUGGAUCGUGAACCACCGAAAUGCAGAGCGGUCAGAAAACCUGAAUGACAUGUCCAGCAGCAAUCCAGAGCAGUCUGGAACACCCUCGUCCCAAACUACUGGAGUCGCGGUACGGGUCUCACAUGUGUUGCAUGUCAUGCGACACGGAAGACUAGGAAAGAACAGCAAAGCCUUUCGAGAUCUAGCAACACCCCCUGCAUUGCAAAGUCAUCCAGGUGAGCAGAGUGGUGUAGCUAGCGACUAUACGCGGACGUCGUCGUACAGAGCAGCCAAGAGACAACUGAAGAUUGCUUUCCAAGAGUACUACCGCUCGCUUGACUUGCUCAGAUCAUAUGCAUUACUCAACCAAAAAGCGUUCAAGAAAAUAUGCAAGAAGUUUGACAAGAAUGUCGGCGCUAAAAUACAACAUCAGUAUAUGUCAGACAAGGUGAACGUUCGGUGGUUUGUGCGAAGCGAUAUACUCGAGCGCCACAUACAAGACGUUGAGGAUCUUUACUCGAGAUAUUUCGAGGCGGGGAAUCGGAAAGUCGCAAUUUCAAAGCUGCGAAUUAAAGCCAAUAAGCGACACGACUAUUCGCUGAGCGCUGGUUUAAGUGGUGCAUAUCUCGGUAUUGGCCUGACAACAGGUAUACUGGGCCUUACUGAAGCUCAUACAUUCUCACUAUCGACUGAAGUUGGGGUCGCAGAAAAUACCAGCUAUUUGCUACAGAUUUAUGGUGGGUACCUGCUCCUAGUACUGUUGUCCAUGAUGUUUGGCAUCGCCUCCCGAUUCUGGACGCGACAUAACAUCAACUACUCCUUCAUUUUCGAAUUUGACCUCCGUCACCACUUGGAUUACAGGGAGUUCUUUGAGUUACCUUGCCUGUUCUUCUCGUUCCUAGGGCUCACACUCUAUCUCAACUUCAACGCAGCCCUCCCUGAGGACAUGUUUAUAUAUUGGCCGGUGGUGUUAGUCGGACUAACAGUUGUGCUCUUGGCCCUUCCUAUACCACAACUGAUGCACCGGUCUCGCAUCUGGUUGCUUUAUUCCAGCUUCCGCCUCCUGCUCCCAUUCUGGUAUUCGGUCGAAUUUCGCGAUUUCUUUCUCGGUGAUAUGCUUUGUUCCCUUACGUACGUUAUGGGCAACAUCGAGUUGUUCUUCUGCCUAUAUGCCCGCGGAUGGACUAACAACGCACAAUGCAACUCUCGUAAUUCGGCACUACUUGGGUUUUUAACAACAGUGCCUGGUAUUAUACGAGCAAUCCAAUGUGGUCAUCGAGUAUAUCUUACAAGGAAAGCCUGGCCUCAACUGUACAACCUGGCGAAGUACUUUGCCACGAUUGCAUUUUACAUGUCAUUAAGCCUGUAUCGGAUCAAUCAGAAUACUGCGACGAAAUCAAUCUUCAUUACCUUUGCGACAGUGAACUCUGUUUAUUGCAUUUUCUGGGAUAUCUUCAUAGACUGGAGUUUAGGAAACCCUGCGGCGCAUCCUAAGUACCUAAGAAGAACCCGUGGCUUUAAGAGUGGCUGGCCAUACUACUUGGCUAGCAUCGUCGAUCCAAUUUUGCGUUUCAAUUGGAUAUUCUACGCCAUAUUCGGCGAUGAAGUGCAGCAUUCAGCUUUGCUCUCUUUCUUCGUGGCCUUGUCGGAGGUAUUCCGGAGAGGCAUGUGGGCGAUCUUCAGAGUCGAGAAUGAACAUACGAUGAAUGUGAAGUUACGACAAGCUCACAAAGAUAAGCCCCUUCCUUAUAAGGUUUCUGCGUCUGUUGCACCACGUAUCAGCGAAGAGACCGCCUCAGAUGAGGCACGACCAACUUCGCCGGCCCAAUUGGAGCAAGCGUCUACUCGCGAUAGCCAGCGUUCUGGUCUCCAUACGGUCGGCACGUUGCUACAGACAGCCCACAGAGCAGACUUCCAACGCAGGAAGAAACCCGAGGACGACGUUGAGGCCGAUUCUGACGAUGACGAUAGCGAAGAUUCUGACGAGGACGUCAAGGAUAUGGAAAGCACCGAGCAUAAUCGACUUUGA